AUGAGAUUCUGGUGGAUCCUGCUUACCGUAGGAGCCUGCACAGGGAAUGUGGAUACACAGGACGUGUGCAGACAAGGGCAUUCCGGCAUCCCUGGGAAUCCCGGGCACAAUGGUUUGCCUGGAAGAGAUGGACGAGAUGGAGCAAAGGGGGACAAAGGGGACGCAGGAGAACCAGGCCAUCCUGGCAGCCCAGGGAAGGAUGGAUUGAAUGGAAUGAAAGGGGAACGAGGAGCAGAUGGGAACGUUGAAACUAAAGGCAUCAAAGGUGAACCAGGCUCAAGAGGAUCCCCAGGGAAGCACGGGCCAAAGGGAUUUGUGGGUCCCCCAGGAGAGAAAGGCUUCAAAGGAGAGAUUGGGCCUCAAGGACAAAAGGGAAGUAAAGGUGACGUGGGACCCCUUGGGCCAGAAGGCUUACAAGGUAGCCCUGGACCUUUAGGCCCAACCGGCUUACGUGGCCCCGUGGGUCCCAUUGGAAAACCUGGUCCCCAGGGAGAGACUGGGCUCAUGGGUCCCCAGGGUGAGCCAGGAGCCCGGGGAAUGAGAGGUUGGAAAGGAGACCGAGGAGAAAAAGGGAAAAUUGGCGAGAGUCCCGUGUUGCCCAAAAGUGCCUUCACUGUGGGGCUGACAGUGUUAAGUAAAUUCCCGCCUUCAGAUCUGCCCAUCAAGUUUGACAGGAUCCUGUACAACGAACUCAACCACUACAACGUGGCCACGGGGAAGUUCAUGUGCCAUCUGGCCGGGGUCUACUACUUCACCUACCACAUCACAGUGUUCUCCAGGAACGUGCAGGUGGCUUUGGUCAGAAACGGGGUGAAAGUCCUACACACCAAGGAUGGUUAUCUGAGCUCUGAGGACCAGGCAUCUGGGGGUGUGGUGCUUGAGCUGAAACUUGGGGAUGAGGUGUGGAUGCAGGUGACUGGAGGAGAGAGGUUUAAUGGCUUGUUUGCAGAUGAGGAUGAUGACACCACGUUCACGGGCUUCCUACUGUUCACCACCUCCUGA
Molecule: messenger RNA, 1002 nt
Organism: Chrysochloris asiatica (Cape golden mole)
Lineage: Eukaryota; Metazoa; Chordata; Mammalia; Afrosoricida; Chrysochloridae
Product: complement C1q and tumor necrosis factor-related protein 9-like
Exons: 3
Coding region: 1-1002 (333 amino acids)
Molecular function (GO): protein binding
Source: RefSeq, a predicted model, not a curated record